This is a messenger RNA of Echinostoma caproni, 1305 nucleotides long. NCBI's taxonomy places the organism in Eukaryota, Metazoa, Platyhelminthes, Trematoda, Plagiorchiida, Echinostomatidae. The record is from the annotation of a GenBank genome assembly.
AUGGUCGUCGAUUGCAACAAACUUAUUGUGAAGGGGUCUUUUUAUCGGGGAGCAUUGAGGAAUGUAGUCCGAAUCAUACGCAGAUGUCACAGUCAGGAUUUCGGUGACGAACUCGAUCUACCCCACGAGCCUCGUGUGCCUGAGACAGAAGUAAACAAACGGAUAUCGGGUCACGAGAUCAGUUACGCAAAUGCACCCGAUCGAGUGAUGUUUUCCGCAAAUCAGGUUGGUGUAAAUCGACCGGUAGAAGACCGCCAGAAUACCCUUUACUGUAGAUCGCAUUAUGGCGGAACCGUUUUCACCGUAGUCGAUGGACAUGGCGGACAUGCAUGUGCGCAUGCAAUCAAUCUGCUUCACUCGGACUAUGUUGUGGCUGGCAUGCUACCACCGGAGCUGUGUGAACAGGUAUUGUCCGAUUUGCGCGCGAUUGAAGGAACCUCCGCUCCGUUCACCUCGUACGAGCUGUUCGAGCGAUUAUGGUCCAAACCGGAAGCAAUUCCGACCGGAGAAUCGGAACUGGACUUGGAUCUGUCCACUUCCGCUCAGCCUAGUCACCGUGGCCCAUUUCUUGACAAAGCGUUGUUGCGUAUCGUGUUCAGUGGAUGUGUAUCCACAUCAGCUUAUAUCCCUUGUAAUGGCAAAGAAAUGUAUGUAACACAAGUUGGUGAUUGUGGUGCUGUGUUGGGCAAAGCCGACAGUGCUGGUGGCUUUACUCUACCGACAGAUCCGCAUAAUGCGGACAACGAGAUGGACGUGAAUCGACUCCGGUCCAGUCAUCCGACCCACGAAUCUGCUUUCGUGAUCCGAGAUGACCGUCUUUUGGGUGAAUUGAUGCCACUCCGUGCCUUCGGGGAUAUUCGUUUUAAAUGGCCUUCCGAAGAACUGAAGCACGUAGCUCGGUUGCUGGAUCUACCUCCAAACUAUCCUAUUAUGCCUGCCUUUUAUGCGACACCACCUUACCUGUGCUCGACUCCGCAAGUGGUUUGGCGGCCGUUAAUAAAGAAUCGCGACCAUUUUCUGGUCCUCGGUACAGACGGUCUGUGGGACAUGCUUUCGCCAAAGGAAGUAGUCAACGUCGUCGCGCAACACUGGUUUGAUUACAAUGGCGAUCCGUCCGUUUGCGGUCCUGGUGACACGGCUGCUAGUCGUCUGAUUCGGACAGCUCUGGGUGGUGACGAAAUGGACCCAGAACGUAUUUCGGCUCAUAUUUCCAUGCCAGCCACUGUCGCACGCUACUAUCGGGACGAUAUCACUGUGGUGGUAGUCUACCUACCGACAGCCGCGCAUUCAGAACCAAGGAGAUAG